This is a messenger RNA of Oncorhynchus gorbuscha (pink salmon), 1359 nucleotides long. Its product is annotated as START domain-containing protein 10-like. NCBI's taxonomy places the organism in Eukaryota, Metazoa, Chordata, Actinopteri, Salmoniformes, Salmonidae. The record is from RefSeq and is a predicted model, not a curated record. The coding region runs from base 676 to 1344 and encodes 222 amino acids. The transcript is spliced from 5 exons. Gene Ontology annotation, molecular function: lipid binding.
GCGGUUUCACUUCGAUUGUCAAUCUUUUAUCGCUUCUCUGUGUGUCACCAACGCUGUACCCUUUUCUCCACACUGCACCAUCAACGACGUCGAGGGACCAUAGGGGGGCACACAGCGACGCAGGGGAACUGAAAUGUAAACGGGAAACGAUUGAUCAUAACCCUCGCACUUGUCAGCCUUUUAUUUCCAGCCGAGUCGCCGUGAGACAGCAGAAACAUAUGGCUCCCUGAAAUAGCUGCUGCGGACCAUAUUGAACUGCAAUUGAUUCACGCCAGAGGGUCAAUAGUGUUAUAAGAUAAAAGCCGGAAAGCUUCCACUCGUGACUAUAGUUUCUAUGAAAUAUAUGUUAUUUUUAUACCGGUGUUUUUGUGCUUUCUUCGUUUUUGUAUGCUUUCGGUGAUUCAGCGCAGCUCCCCUUUCUAACACCCAUCAUAACAAGACUCGGUUUAGCGGGUUGCUUGCUCGGCGAUAAAUUAAAUUAGAUGAAUAAUUCACUCAGAGGAUAGAGGAGUGCGUCGUUUAGCCCAGUCACUCUUCACCGGCGCCCGUUCGUCCCAGUUUGCCUCGGGAUUGGGUCUCUUCGCCACCGGGAGUUCCCCUACCUCGGCUCGGUCUCGUCGUUGUUCUUCCCGGUGACCUGCAGAAGAGCGAGCUCGCGCUCCUCGCUAACAGAUCAUGUCGGCGGAGUCGGUGUUGAUCCCGGACGACCGGGCAUUCAGCAACUUCAAGGAGGAGUGCGGGAGCGAGGAGGGCUGGAGUCUGACCUACAACAAAACUGGCAUGACCGUGUGGACCCAGACUAUAGGAGGAGACGAGGAGAAGUCACUCCACAAGAUUAAGUGUCGGAUGGCGUGUAAAGACGUGCCAGCUGAGACCAUGUAUGAUGUUCUUCAUGACAUCGAGUACCGGAGGAAAUGGGACGCAAACGUCAUCGAAACCUUCGAUAUCGGAAAACUCACUGUUAACGCAGACGUGGGCUACUACUCCUGGAAGUGUCCCAAGCCGCUGAGGAACCGUGACGUCAUCACGCUGCGCUCCUGGCUGCCCAUGGGCAGUGAUUACAUCAUCAUCAACUACUCUGUCAAACAUGCCAAAUACCCCCCUAAGAAGGACAUGGUACGAGCGGUGUCCAUCCAGACUGGCUACCUGAUCCAGAGCCAUGGACCGAACCACUGCACUCUUACCUACCUGGCACAUGUGGAUCCAAAGGGUUCACUACCCAAGUGGGUUGUUAACAAGUCUUCCCAGUUUCUGGCUCCCAAAGUAAGUACAUUCCAGACUGCUUAUGCCUACACUGCCCAGCACUACACUCCCACUGUACACACUCCCAUCACCACAUUAUAAUGCUGAAGCCAGGAG